Messenger RNA from Mercenaria mercenaria, 2523 nucleotides. RefSeq lists its product as uncharacterized. The record is from RefSeq and is a predicted model, not a curated record. Gene Ontology annotation, biological process: signal transduction. The transcript has 8 exons. Bases 420 to 2474 code for a protein of 684 amino acids. Lineage: Eukaryota; Metazoa; Mollusca; Bivalvia; Venerida; Veneridae. Gene Ontology annotation, molecular function: protein binding.
AUUUAAUUUCUAAGAAGUUUCAAGUCAACCUAGUUGGAUUGUACAUAAUAUAGUGAAAUUAAGUUUAUUAUAGUUUUAAUAUGAAGAUACCGCUACAGAGAUAAUGGACUGUUUAGACUAAAUAAAGUUACAGCUGAAAUUUUUGAAGUAGUUUAAGUGUUGAUAAGGUGCAAGCAGGAGUUCAAAUUUAAUAUUCUGAUAUAAUUAUCUGUGUGAAAAAUAGCACCGUGAGCUUUUGACUUAGUGUUCAUGCAUGAGUCUUCUUUAAAAAUUACACAAAAUAUAGCAUAAAUAUACAAAUACACGUUGGAUUAUUUUAACUAACGCUGGUUACCUGCAUUCGUACUUGAACGUUUUUCGCGCGGAGAAUGAAUCCAAAUCGAUUGAUAUUUUGUGAUUAAAGUGAUAAACUAUUUAAAAUGGCAUGUGCUAAAGCCUCACCAAAGAAAAGUAAGAAAAGGAGCGAGACGAGCGAAGAGAGUAUGAGGAAGGACAACACAUGGAACGUGUCCGUGAACACUGAUAGACCAAUGCUGGAGGACGACGCGCAUUUAAAAGUAAGUUACUCGCCAGGCAAGAAGGGUGGUAACUUUGGACUCCCUCUUGGUGCAAAACUUAUCGUUCCUGACGGCAUCUUUAACAAGAAAGACAACAUCACGUGUGAAGUAGCGCCACCUACACAAAGAUGGAAAUACACACCAGUACUUCCGCUUCACGAACACCUGACAAGCGAGAUAUUUCUGUUUUCAUCGUCAGUCAGUAUUCUGAAGAAAGCCGUAGUCAUCCAAAUUCCAUAUUACCCUAUAGAUCCCGAACAUUCAGAAAUAAAUGUGAAAGGAAAAUGGAAGGAUGAAAAUGAAUGGGUUGAUGUUGGAUUCUUGAGAAAGGAUGGUGGAAAAUCACCAUGUGUAGAAUUAGAGGUCGACCGCCUUGGUAUGUUUGUUGUGACCUUCACCCCCAAGAAGGAAUUGUUUGACGUCACUGUUCAGGGAUGUCUGUACAAUUCAAGACUUAGCAAAUAUAUCAGCAUUAGAUUUCCAAAGAAAACAACAGACAAGAACUUUCAGUGUACGAUACAGAUAAAUCCUAUUGCCCCUGAGAAAGUUCAGUUAGCUAAACAGAAUUUCCCACACGAGACGAACGAACUUGUGGAGACAUCUGAGUUUAUCGACAUAUUACCCGAAUAUCCAGUUACCUUCAAGAGAGCUGUGUCAGUUAAGUUACCAUUACCCGCUGGAUUCGAGGAGAGUGAAGAGAAAAAGACCGAUGACAUUGCGGUGCUUCAGAAGACUCCCAAUGGCUGGGCGAUGGUAGAAGGAGCAUAUAAGUUCACAAGGACGACAGUGACAUUUGAUGUCAAAACAUUAUCAACGUUUUGUGUUGCUUUGUCGAAACCAAGCAGAAAAACUGCCUUACACAGAUCUAUAACGGUGCUAGAAGGUCGGGUGAGCAAAGAAAUGGGAGAGAUACUCGUGUUUAUAAAUAUACAAGAAAAAUUAUGGGUUGUCGUUCUUGAAUGUUGCCCAAUUAACCGAAAGGAAGAGAAAGUAGCGGAAAGAAAAGGCAAGGGAUAUCAAUUAAUAGACAAAUCUCAAAUUCAAAAAGAGGAAGAGAAAAAGCCAGCAUUUAGUUCAAGGCGUCCUCCACCUCCAAUGCAAAAACAAAAAGCACCGGAAGUAAAUGGUUUCGAAAUAUAUGACGGUAUGAAGUGGGGUAUAGAAGUCACAGACGAUAUAAAAGUUAGUUUUGAAAGUGAUUACCUAGACAAUAAAGAGUUGCAAUUUUUCAAAUUUUUACCAGAAAGCUAUAGACGUUUUGUGAUUGAGCCAAAAACGAAUGAAGAAAAAGGGCUGAUAGGCAAUAUUAGUUUUGUUCCAGUAGACUCUACGGAUCAGUUAGCGAAAUUCGCAUCUACUAUAAAAUUCAAAGUUGAGAUAUCUGAAGACAACGUUCGAGCCUAUUUCAAGCCAGAGUUUGUACCAGAAGAGCCUAAACCAGAAAAAGAGACACCAAAGAUUGAGUUCGACCUAAAUAUCAAAGGAGAGGAGAAAAAGGACGAACCGUCGGUACCGAGAUUCAAACCGAUACCAUCCACAGUGAUGGAGCGGUUGAUGCGAACGAGCAGGAAACCAAUCGUUUUGGAGAAGGAGUCUCGUAUUUUGUCGGGCAAGAGCCUCAUGACUCUGUCAAGGUUGGUACCAGAGGGUCUUACUUUAGCUGUGCACUUAGACCUCCCGGACAGUACGAUCACAGGUCUUGGGUUCGAUGCCAUAUCUAACGGUCUUGGAAUGGUUGACGUUACGUACAAGAUAUUACUGUACUGGAAACGUCAGAUGAAGGAUAAAAAAGAUGGUGCUGUCAACGUACUGUCUAUGGCGCUACGUGAUAUGGGUAGAGAUGACAUUGCGGAAGUUGUUAAUGAAAGACAUAAAGAAAAUAAAGACUUGACUUUAGACUGUUUUAUUCGAUCAUGAUGCUAAUAUUUUAGCAGAGUAAAUGUUGACUAAUGGAAGCGCUUGGAUU